Molecule: messenger RNA, 1136 nt
Organism: Carica papaya (papaya)
Lineage: Eukaryota; Viridiplantae; Streptophyta; Magnoliopsida; Brassicales; Caricaceae
Gene: MAN1
Product: Glycosyl hydrolase superfamily protein
Biological process (GO): polysaccharide catabolic process
Molecular function (GO): mannan endo-1,4-beta-mannosidase activity
Source: RefSeq, a predicted model, not a curated record
UGGGCCUUCAACGAUGGCGAUUGGAACCCUCUUCAAUCUUCUCCUGGACAUUACAAUGAACAAGUCUUUCAGGGACUGGAUUUUGUUGUAGCAGAAGCUGGGAAGUACAAGGUUUAUCUGAUAUUAAGCUUGGUGAAUAACUUCGAUGAUUUUGGAGGAAGAAAAAGAUACGUACAGUGGGCAAAUGGUAGCGACCCAGAUGAGUUUUAUACCAAUAAUCGUGUUAAAGAAUUCUACAAAAACCAUGUUCAGGCAGUGCUGACGAGAAAGAAUACGAUUACCGGGGUGACAUACAAAGACGAUCCUACUAUUUUUGCAUGGGAACUCAUGAAUGAACCUCGCUGCAACGAUCCCUCCGGAUCCAAAAUUCAGGAGUGGGUUAAAGAAAUGGCAGCACAUGUUAAGUCCAUUGACAACGAUCAUCUAUUGGAAAUAGGGCUUGAAGGAUUCUAUGGGGAAUCUGUGCCGCAGAGGAAGCAAUCCAACCCUAAUACUGCCAUAACUGGAACUGAUUUCAUUUCCAAUAACCAAAUUCCUCAAAUCGAUUUUGCCACUCUUCAUAUUUACCCUGAACAAUGGCUACCAUGGGAAAAAGCAAGUGAAAGCGAGCAGAAUGCUUUCGUGGACAACUGGAUCAAAGUCCAUACUCAAGAUUGCAAUUCAGUGAUCAGAAAACCAGUGGUUAUAGGGGAAUUUGGUAGGUCUUCAAAGCUAUCUGGGUUCACCUUGGAGAAGAGGAACAUGUAUUUCGAGAAGGUUUACACUGCAGUCUAUAACAGUGCCAGCACUGGAGGCUCAUGUGCUGGUGCUAUUUUUUGGCAGCUAAUGACAAGAGGAACAGAGAAUCAGGGAGAUGGGUAUCAAGUUGUUUUGGAAGAGAGCUCUUCAACUGCCAAUAUCAUUACUCAACAAUCUAUCAAUCUCUCUCAUCUCUACUAGGGUUUGAUAAUACAUAAAACAUAACAUACAUACUGUAGCAACAAAAACCAAACAUAUGUUAUGUCAUUGUUCUUUUAGUACUCUUGAUCUUGAGAUCUAAAAAUGUUGUCUUCUGUCUUUGUAUUUAUCAAUGUUUGAAACAGCUAAUCAAUAUAUAUACAGUACCAAUCAUUGGAACUCCCUCCAGGGAAAAGGCU